AUGGCAGCCCCCAAAUCCACCGGUAUUCCCGCCUGGCAACAGCAACAGCAGCCACAGCCCAAGCCGCCUACCGAAGACGACGACUCCGACUCCUCCACUUCCACCUCCACCUCUUCCGACGCCAAUUCCUCCGUCGACACCCCCACCACCACCUCCGCCGAUAAUGCCUCCGACGAUGACAUUGAUAUUAACUCCCGCGCCUCCCUUCGCCAACAGGCCCUCCGCUUCCUGCAAGACCAAUCCAUCCGCGACGCCUCCAUCGAGCGCAAACGCACCUUUUUGCGUUCCAAAGGCCUCUCCGACGCCGAUAUCCGCGACCUGCUACCCGAGCCCGGCGAUGAGAAUACACCACCUGCCACUCCGUCCACCACGAGCACACCCAGCUUCACGAACACACCAUCAAGCACAGACACAUCCACACCCGCUCCAAUGCAGUCAUACAAACAACAAUCUCCCGCGCGCGACGUCCCGCCCAUAAUAACCUACCCCGAGUUCCUCACUCAACCCACCGCUCCGCCGCCACUUAUCACGCCCACGCGCGUCGCACACGCCUUGACCGCCGCGGCCGGUCUCGCCGCCACACUCUACGGAAUGUCCUCCCUCCUCGUGCAGCCCAUGGCCGCCGCCCUCUCCGCCGCCCGCCACGACCAAUACGCGCACGCAAACUCCCGCCUCGAAGAGCUGAACAACAAGCUCGCCGGACUCGUCUCCGCCGUGCCCGCCGCGGCGCGACCCGGCACCAAGCACAGCAACACCUCCUCCAACAAAGACACCGACAGCGACGACGCCUCCAGCACCGUCUCCGACCCCACAGAACUCUACUCGCGCGACCGGGGGACGCAGACGUCACCACCACCCUCUCCGCCCCUCCCUCCCACAAUCUCGCCCACGCCCGUCCCAGGCGGCACACCCGCAGACCCGACGAUGACGCACUCCUCGCUGCUCAGCGCCCUCUCGCGACGCGUAGCAGACACGGCUGCCCUGGCCGCAGCAUCGACGGACCGCGCCGCCAAGCCGCUCGAGCCAGUGCGCGACCUUACAUCAUACCUGCACGAGCUGCAAGCGGCAGGGCUGGCGUGGGGCAGCGAUUUCUACAGCGUGCGGUACGCUGCUGUGCGGGGUGCGGGCGGAGGAGAGGACGACGCGGUCGAGGCGGUGCGGAAGGACAUCCGCGGCGUCAAGGGCGUGUUGCUGGCGGCGCGGAACUUUCCGAGCGCGCCGGCCGCGGCGGCUGCUGCUGCUGCGGGGAGAGGGGAGAGGUAG
This is a messenger RNA of Aplosporella prunicola CBS 121167, 1263 nucleotides long. RefSeq lists its product as uncharacterized. Gene Ontology annotation, biological process: protein import into peroxisome matrix, docking. Gene Ontology annotation, cellular component: peroxisomal membrane; peroxisomal importomer complex. Lineage: Eukaryota; Fungi; Ascomycota; Dothideomycetes; Botryosphaeriales; Aplosporellaceae. Gene Ontology annotation, molecular function: signaling receptor binding. The transcript has a single exon. Bases 1 to 1263 code for a protein of 420 amino acids. The record is from RefSeq and is a predicted model, not a curated record.